Molecule: messenger RNA, 522 nt
Organism: Trichoderma harzianum CBS 226.95
Lineage: Eukaryota; Fungi; Ascomycota; Sordariomycetes; Hypocreales; Hypocreaceae
Exons: 1
Coding region: 1-522 (173 amino acids)
Source: RefSeq, a predicted model, not a curated record
AUGGCUUCACAGGCCGAUCGGAUAUACCAGCUGGAACAGCAGCUCGAGAAAGAGACUCUCACUGGUAUAACAAAUGCCCUCCUCCUAAUAAGCGGACAGAAGGUUAACGGGGUUCCGGUUACACCUGUUACAAAGCCAAGCAUACGCACAGCGUCGUGGGUCUAUGAACGCUCGGGAUUAGGAGCCAAGAUUAUUCAAGAGCCUGCAUCCCAGGGUUAUGUGUCAUGGAGAGAAUACGAACCUAAUGGCAGAGACCGUGUGCCCAUUGUGAUUCACUACUCCGCUAAGAUGAACGGGGAGACCCGAGAUUGGAAGUUCCAACUCGCCAUUCAUGAUCCUGACCAGUUUUGGAAAUAUUUGCAACACAAUGGCGAUCCAACGACCGAUAUAGAGGAGUAUGAGAAGCUUCUAGCCACCCUCUGGUCACAGACGUAUAAGAUUUCGUUCAAGCCCAAAAGACUCCCGAUUUCCAUGAAAAUUACCAAGAUUGAAACGGUGAACUUCCCAAAGGCUAACAAAUGA